This is a messenger RNA of Danio rerio (zebrafish), 1158 nucleotides long. RefSeq names its product transmembrane protein 150B (gene tmem150b). The record is from RefSeq and is marked validated. Gene Ontology annotation, cellular component: autophagosome membrane; endosome membrane; plasma membrane. Lineage: Eukaryota; Metazoa; Chordata; Actinopteri; Cypriniformes; Danionidae.
ACUCAAUAACAGGAUUAAUUUGUCCACAGGUGCUCCAGCUCGAUUCGUCCCAUGGUGAUCUGAUUGGUUCAUCAUGUGGGCAUGGGCAUUGCUUCCUGUCUUUUUGGCAGUCUUUGGGACUGUGGGCCUUUGGGCUGUGUAUGCCAUAGCAGUUUCUAAUAACUCUGUUAAUAUAACUAUAGAGUUCCCUUACAUCAGCACAUGUGGUGCAUACACCCCCCAGAGCUGCCUGUUUGCUCAGAUAUGCAACAUUUGCUGUGUGUUAGCUCUGUGGAUUGUCGUGAUCAGAUUUCAGCAGAUCAGUGAUUUGGGCCGUUCAUCUCAUUUAAACACAGCUGGUCUGGUGCUUGGCUUCAUCUCUAGCAUUGGGAUUUCAAUUCUAGGAAACUUUCAGCAAACCAUAAUCCAAGAGGUUCAUCUGCUAGGAGCACUCAUGGCCUUCUUUCUGGGUUUAGCAUACUUUUGGAUCCAGGCCUUUAUUACAUAUUUCAGCCCUCCAUCACGUGACAAUAAGUGGUUGGUUCCAGUGCGGUUCGUCCUCUGCAGCCAGUGUACUUGUAUGGUCAUCUGCAUGUUUGUCCUCCACAGCACAGGGUUUCGCUCUGCAGCUGCUAUAUGCGAGUGGAUUCUGGUCAUGUGUUUUUUUGCGCUGUUUGGGGUUUUUGCAGCAGAGUUCAGACACAUUGACUUCCACAAGCUCACUGUACAAAAGGAGGGAUUAAAAGUUGCUAAUAAUGAUAAUGUUGUGUGGACAGUACAGGACGUUCAGUGAAGAAGAGCUGGCAAGUUUUGGCUUUGGUAAUUGGAAACAUACACACACUCACACAAGAAACAAAGUGUUAUGACAUUGAACUGUAACCUGCAUGACUUUGCUAAAUUCAUAAUUACAAACAACACUCCAAUUUUAUACCAUAUUACAUAAACAAAUCAGUUAUAUGAGAAUCUUGCACUGAAUUCUUGUGUAUAUUUUCAUAUUGUUGUAUUGAUAUGUUCCUUCAAAAGUUAGAAUGGUAUAUAAUGUUGAGAGAAUGAGACAUUUUUUUGUUUUAGCUGUGUUGUAUUGUAUUUGGUUGUACAACAAACUAACCUCAUCCUGGAGUUAUUUUGUAGCCUUAAUUAUUUGUUUGCAUGAUGUCAUUAAAUAUAUUGUUCAAAGUG